AUGGGUUUAACUGCCUCUGUGGGCAUAGGCGGGGGUGCUUUUAGUCACUGUGUCAUUACAACAGAAGACUUCACUGAGAGACUGCAGCAGAUUGUUGACUUCACUAUGGACACCCUGGCUUCCCUCCAGUGUCAGAUGACCUCACUUGCUAAAGUUAUUCUCCAGAACUGCCAUGUACUUGACCUGCUGACAGCUGAGAAAGGGAUGCCUAAUUCUUCAGGCCUUGUGAGCCGUCGUAACACCAUCUCUCAAACAGAUGCAUUGCUUAAGGAAUCUGGUGCCAUUCCCCUUGGAAUAACCAACUGCAGUGAACUGUGCAUGUGGUAUGAGUCAAGUAAUAAGAUUUAUGGACGUUCCAACAACCCCUAUGACUUGCAACGUAUUGUAGGUGGAAGUUCUGGUGGUGAGUGAUGUUCCCUGGCAGCUGAUUGUUCAGUAAUUGGUGUGGGAUCUGAUACUGGUGGCAGCAUCCGGAUGCCUGCUUUUUUCAAUGGCGUAUUUGGACAUAAAUCUUCCCCAAGAUAUAUUCCCAAGAGAGGAAUUUCUAAGUUUUACAGUAGUUCCAUUUCUAGGGUGCUGCGAAUUCUCAGACUGCUCUUCAUAGGGGCUGUGGCUUACCUAGAAACUAUAGUAGGGGCCUCAGUCCAACAUGUUAAAUUGAAGCAAAUGAAGUAUUCUUUUCAGUUGUGGGUUACAAUGAUGUCAGCCAUGGAAUAUGAUGGGAAGGAACCUAUGAAAUUUGUGGACUUGCUUGGUGACCAUGGGAAAUCUGUAAACGCUCUAUGGGAAUUGGUAAAAUGGUGUCUGGGUAUGUCAAUACACACCAUACCUUCUAUUGGACUGGCCUUGUUGGAAGAAAAGCUUAAGUAUAGAAAUGAGAAAUACAAGAAGUAUAAGGCAAUGGAAGAAAGUCUACGUAAUGAGCUGUUGGAGAUUCUUGGAGAUGAUGGAGUCUUCUUAUAUCCUUCUCAUCCCACAGUGGCUCCCAAGCAUCAUGUUCCUCUGACAAGACCUUUCAAUUUUGCUUAUAGAGGUAUCUUCAAUUUCCUAGGAUUGCCAGUAAUUCAGUGUCCAUUAGGUCUGAAUACCAAAGGACUUCCUUUAGGAAUCCAGAUUGUGGCUGGACCCUUUAAUGAUCACCUGACCCUUGCUGUGGCCCAGAAUUUGGAGAAAAGUUUUGGGGGCUGGGUCUGUCCAGGAAAGUUCUAA
This is a messenger RNA of Erinaceus europaeus (western European hedgehog), 1209 nucleotides long. It is a transcript of the gene FAAH2, whose product is annotated as fatty acid amide hydrolase 2. The record is from RefSeq and is a predicted model, not a curated record. Lineage: Eukaryota; Metazoa; Chordata; Mammalia; Eulipotyphla; Erinaceidae.